UAGCAAAUUAGUUUUCAAUCUGAAUUCUAACUAAAACCCUUCACAUCUUGUCAUUAAAAGUAGUUAUAAUGUAAAAAUGUAAUGAAGUACUAUAUCUAUAGCCCUACCAUUUCAGGCUGGUCUAACACGUGCCUAUCCGUUUCAUCAGCCAAUAAAGAGUUGAAGGGGUUUGUCAGUCAUGUUAUUUCUCAAAUCAUGAUUGGCUGCUGUUUUCUCCUCGUUCUCUCCUGCCACACAUCCUAAACUAAGGAGAGCGGCCGGGAUUGUGAAAGUACCGGUACAUAAGGAUCGGGCGAAUUGACUUUGAGUGAGAACAAUAACCAUGAAGCCCAUGCUGUGCAGCGGUCAUAGAUGAUUCAUUUUCUUAUUCAGAUUGUAAGGAUGAUCCUGGAACAUGCAGGUUUAGACAUGGACUCUGCAUUUUGGACAGACAAGCCCUACGGGUCCUCUCGGAGCAUUGUAAGGAGAAUAGCUACCAGCCUUCCACUGAAACCAUGCCCUAGAGUUCAGUUUCAGCUUCACCCAUACCCUCAAGAAGCAGACAGUCCUAACCAGACAUCUGAUGAAAAUGGGAUAGUAGCUUCCCUCGCAGAUGUUGCCUGGAUUGCUGAGUUUGAAGGAGAAUCUUUUACAAGACUCGGGUCUGAUGUUCUUCCUGGAUUUAUACUUGCUUCUCAGCAACUACACCGGCUUGGAAAACCUCUUGCCAGACAAGUAUCUUUACCAAACAUAACCAGAGAAGAGCUGGAACCUAAGAGCUCAGUGUUUGCUAAUGAUGAGGCGAUACAGAAAAUCAGUGCACUUGAAAAUGAACUUGCCCAGCUUCGACAACAAAUAGCUAAGAUUGUAAUGGUGCAAGAACAGAAUACGUUGACUGCUGCUGGGUCCUUAACCCCAUUGACCAUGCCGCCUCCUCCUCCUCCUCCUCCACCUCCACCACCACCACCUCCUCCACCAGGUCUUCAGCGCAGUUUCUCUGCCAUUGAUCUGAUCAAAGAGCGACAAGGAAAAAAACCCAGCUCUGAUCACGCACUCCUGGACUCUGGGCCCAAACAGCCAGCAAUACCAAACAUGUUAGAUAUUCUGAAAGACAUGACCAAAGUGAAGCUACGGGCUGUAAAACCAAUGGAAGGCACAUCAAAAACAAAACCAGGUGACCCAGCAGAUGCAGCAGCUCUAAUAGCAGAGGCUCUAAAACGAAAAUUUGCUCAUCGCUAUAGGAAUGAUGGUGAAAGUGAAAAGCAAAUGAAAAUUCCAACUUCUGAAGGGAACACUGCUACAGAGAAUCCAUGUUUUGGACAACACAUGCUGAAAUCCACUGGCAAAAGAAAGGUUUUAGUAAGCAGCAUCUCUAAACCUUAAAAGCACUAGGAAAAUAAGGCCUCUAUUUGAAGGAAUGGCUCUCCUCUCAACUUUUAGUUUAUAAGGGAAGUUCAAGUAGCUUCAAAUUACCUUUUUUAUGAAGUUUGCAAUGGUUCUGUGUGAUUUUUUUUGUAAUUACAAAAAAUCUAGUCUUCUUUUUAGUUGGGUCUUUAACAGGUCUCUGUUUUCAAGGUGCUGUUCUUCAGUUCAAGUUUCCAGCCUUGAACAAAUAACAUAGGCUAGAUUUGUGUCUUUAAUAUUGGUAAGCACCAGAAUCCUCUUGUGGAUAGAAUUUCCUAUCGUACUGCAGGCAGUACAUAGUAGGUCUACACUAGAUGGCGCUGCUGCUUACUAACAAAAAUACAAAAUACACACACAAAAAUAUAUAUAUAUAUAUAUAUAUAUAUAUAUAUAUAUAUAAUGUGUGUGUGUGUGUGUGUGUGUCUGUAUAUAUAUAUGAGUUAUUGCUAUAAGAACCACUCAGAAUCAUUUCACAUUCAUAAAAAGUUACAGGGGCAGCAGAAACAUAACUGCAUAGAUUGAACCAGCUUACUCUUUUUAAAGUUUGAAGUUUAUAGAAUACUAAAUUGCUCAAGAAAUGUAUUUUUUUUUUUUUUGUGAUGCUCUCUUUUUAGUUGAAUAACUUAAGAAGCAUUGACUCACUAUUUUUUUUAAAGCCCUACCAAUUUAGUGUUUUAAAAGAUUGCCUUUUUUUUAGUGUUUCAUAAAGUGUGCCAAGUGAGUACAGUACAACUUUAACAAAACAGUUUAAAUGCUACACUAGUGAUUUUUUAAAAAUUAUUUAUUUUUGUGAAAUAUAAAAAUGUACUUUUCUUUUCUUGGUACUUUUUGGAAUAAAAUAUCACAUUCCCGUGUUUGACAGAGAACACUUCCACAAUACAUAAAGGGUAACACCUUCAUGUGAACUCAUAGGAGUAACAUCUGUAACAAAACUUCUAAUAGAAGAAUCCGUGAAACACCACUUUCAAAUCCCAAGGAGGGAAAAUACGUAUUUUGGGAGAUCUAAUCUGUGUUAAUGCUGACCACCUUAAUACAUUAAUAAUAAUGUGUCAUCUUGUGCAUUAUGAAGAACUAUGAAGCAAAUAUGAGCAAAUCUGUUUGUGAAAUGAUAUCUAUACACAACCCUUUUACAAAAACAAAGAUCACACUCUAACUUCUUUUGAACAAAAAAAUGAUGGUAUUGUCUUGUUUUUUUAAUCUUAGAAUUGUGCAGUAUGUAUUCAUAUCCGAGACCCUAAUUUAUCUGCCAACUUGCAAUGCUUUUCAGUGCCAACUUCCCAACAAAGGCCUUAGGACAUUGGAGGCUAUUGGUUGCUUUUUAAGAUGGUUAGUUUUGUGUGUUGAUUGUCCCAUCAAAAUGUGUCCAUUUGGUCUAAAGUAAGGGAGUUAAGCCUGGGACAGACAGGUGCAGCGCGGCACCGCUGGGCAUUUUCACAGUGCGAUACCGCUAGUCCGCGCCCGGGCACACAUGAGUGGUAUGCACUACACGACUGACUUUUCUUACAAUAUUGUAGAAAAAUGUAAUGUUACAGUAGUUGUCAGUAUAUAUAAUUUACAUAUAUGGCCAAAAGUCUUGUAUCACCUAGUAGAAUAUUAGGAUGCAGACAUCAUUAUGAAUGCACUUUCAUUAUUUUGUUUAACAUCAUGCAAUCAAAGACACUACAAAACAUCACACAAGUCUACCUGAAACUACAAUAGUAGUACAGUACUUCAUGUUACAUUUCGAAAUGUCACAUUUUUAAAUUUUUGGAAAACUACAAAGCGAUAUGUAAUUCAAUAUGUUGAAAUAAUUAUUCUAUAGCUGUAAUGCCCUGAUAUAAUCUGAUAAACAAACCAGUGUUUUUAUUUAGUAAAGUUGUUUUUCUGUCAUCUAUACGCAGGUGUAUGAAAUGAGAGGUCAACUUAGCAAAGAAACAUACAAUACACUGACAGCAAGUAGCCUACUACAAAAGUGUUAGAAAAUAUAUCCUUUUACAGCCAGUUAUUUAGUAAAAAUAGUAGUGAACUACUACAGAAAUAAUAAAGGCAAAACAUGAUAACAGUAUCAAAUUGGCUAUAGGAUAGAUGCUUAUCAGAGGUGAUGUAUAAAAUACUGAGCUGCCUGUCCAUGUAUGAAAUAUGGGAGGGAUCAAACACUUCAGGGUGUUUGGACACCUCUGUAGACAACAUUUUCAUUCAUGAAUUUUCGUGCCAAGCAUGUGUUGUCAGCACUUGGCUGUGAUUGGUUAAUCCACACACUGUACCGCACGGCAGCCAAAAAAUAAUCCCUCUGGAUUCGAUUUGAGUGGCACCGCUCAGCGUCACUGCAGGACUUGCGGUAUCAUUUUUGCCGCCUGUGUGCUACACAGUGCUGAUCUGUCCCGGGCUUUACACUACAAGUUAUUUGAUUUGGUGAUUUCAAGAACAAAGGCCUAUAGGAAUGAGGAUUGAUAUCAGAAAGAAAAAAAAAACUAUUACUUACACAUUUGUGGCUAUUAUUAACUGUCCCAAGCAUUGAAGUGAAGUGAUUAUUUUUUUUCUUCUUUUUUUUUUUUGAGAAAUGACAAAGCUUUUUUGUAUCCAGUUCCUUGUCUUGCAAGGACUUAUUUGGGUAUUUAUCUAGUAAUCAAUAGUAACUGAUCAGUUUGUAUGUGUAAGUAGGACAAGGAGUGGGAGAGAGAUAGGAUAAUUGUUACAGUAGGCUAUAGUGUUUGAAACGAUCAAAGGUAAAUAGGAUAGUGGUAACAUUAUUAGAACAAAUAACAUUUAGUAAGAGACUGUUUUUUGGUUUUUUUUGGUUUUUUCAUUUAGCAUACUUCCUCCAUAAAACCCAUUUUAUAAAACAAGUGUUGCACUCAUUUCACUGGAGCAAUUGAAACAUUUAUAUUGAAAAUGACACAUUUUAGCAGUGCACUUUAUUUAGGUACAUGGGAUUGUAGUGAAUGAGUACUAUCCUUGGAACGCUCCAGAGCAGUGCAAAUAAAUUGGAGCAUAGCAUUCCUCAUGCUUUUUUGCUUUAUGAUUUUAUUAUUUCCAUCAAUAAGAACUUUUUAUUUUAAAUUAAAAACACAUUUUUCCAGCUGUUUCUAUUCUGUAUUAAAGUAGUUAUGCAUGGCACAAAAUAAAUUAAAUUGUGUUGGGUAACAGCCUUUGAGAAUGAUUUGCAGUUGGUUUCCCAGACAAUGAUUACCAGUAAUACUGGACUACCUAACCAAACAGUAUCCUGGGUAAAAAGAUUAUUGCUUAUCAAGAUCUGUGAAACCAGCAGAAAGUGUUGUUCAUUAUUUUUUUUUUUUUAUUUUUUUUUUUUAAGUAUUCUUUGUUGUGCAAUUCUAAAAGUUCCACUACAUCUUCAAAUAUAGAAAAAUACAAUUAAAAUGAAGGGGUCUCAAAAUCCUUCGCUAUAGCAUUUUAACAAAGGACAGUGUUCCAAAUCACAUUCCAGAUAAGGUACAGUAUUUACUAAACCACUGCCAAAUCUGGAGAUUUUGGGUCUCGUGGCUCAGGAUAUAUCAUGACGUUACCUUUACCUAUUCUGUUAUUUCAUCUGGAUAAGGUUAUUAUCUAGACAUUGACAGUAAGAAAAGGAUAAAUUAAGAAUAAAUGUCAAAUUCUAGAAUAGCUGCUUCUCAGUUGUGUGGGAUUUUAUGGAUUCAAACACAGCCUGUCACACUACAUGUAUUUUAUUUUAACAAAUGGCUUUUGUAAGGAGCAUUUCUAAAUGUUAUUGUUUUGAGGUCUUUUGUAUUGGCUCUGUAAACUCAAGAUUUACACUUGAUGCAUACUGUAAUGCAGUGAUUUAAUAUUCCAAUCAACAGAUUAGACCCUCUUCUGCCUGAUUUUAUUUAAAAUAAUUUGACUAAUAAAGUAAAUCUGAAUUAA
Molecule: messenger RNA, 5244 nt
Organism: Acipenser ruthenus (sterlet)
Lineage: Eukaryota; Metazoa; Chordata; Actinopteri; Acipenseriformes; Acipenseridae
Product: mitochondrial fission regulator 1-like
Exons: 8
Coding region: 352-1362 (336 amino acids)
Biological process (GO): mitochondrial fission; aerobic respiration
Cellular component (GO): mitochondrion
Source: RefSeq, a predicted model, not a curated record